This is a messenger RNA of Solanum verrucosum, 651 nucleotides long. Its product is annotated as zinc finger protein 8-like. NCBI's taxonomy places the organism in Eukaryota, Viridiplantae, Streptophyta, Magnoliopsida, Solanales, Solanaceae. Gene Ontology annotation, biological process: response to gibberellin; trichome differentiation; trichome morphogenesis. The record is from RefSeq and is a predicted model, not a curated record. The coding region runs from base 1 to 651 and encodes 216 amino acids. The transcript is spliced from 3 exons. Gene Ontology annotation, molecular function: DNA-binding transcription factor activity.
AUGGAGAAGAUUGGAAGAGAAGAUCUUGAUUACAUGAAUAUGGAGUCCUUCUCUCAACCCCUUAAAAAAAAGUCCAUUAGACUUUUUGGUAAAGAAUUUGUUGUUACUAUCACCAAUCCCAACAUGUCUGAAUCAACCGACAGUAAUCCUUUCCACCAUCAACCUAAACCAAAUAUGAUGAAUAUUCGUACUGUUAAAGAAAGUCAUAUUGACAAGAAUGUUGAAAUCAUGAGGAAAUAUGAAUGUCACUAUUGUUUUAGGAACUUUCCAACUUCUCAAGCUUUAGGAGGCCAUCAAAAUGCACACAAGAAAGAAAGACUAAAUGCCAAACGAUCUCAUCUUCAGUCUUCAAUAGUGCAUGAGACGAACCGUCAUCGCCUUGGUGCAGCUGCAAGAUUACCUCGUCAUCAUUCAACAUGGACCACCAUUAACAAUAAUACUCCUACAUUUUAUGGAAAUGUAUAUAAUGUUUAUAGUCCUAAUUACAAUGGAAGUCCAUUGGCAUUUUGGCAAAUUCCUCCAACAGUUCAUCAUUAUCAGACUAAUAAUCCCUCAUCUUCUUCUUCUCAUAACUCAUUUUUUCCUAAUGAUGAAAAGAAGAGGGAAAUUCAAGAUCAUGUGAGUUUAGAUAUGCACUUAUAUGGAUCAUAG